CCGGGUCACCUUGCGGCCAUUUGUACAUUAGCCUCUUGACACCGGGGACGUGUGCGUUCGAUUGCCUCUGUUCUGAUUAAGUUUCGAAGACAGCAAGAUGCCAACCGGGGUGCCUAUGCGGUAUCCAUACUCGCUGUCAGCAAAACUGGCAAGAUUUCCUUACAAGUGGUUUUGGAAUAACAGCCGCUUUGUACGCUUUCUGGGAUUGAGUUUAGUUCUCACAUUUCCAAUCUUCUAUAAAAUACACAGAGGAGUCAACUCACCAGCAAACAAACAGCAAUGGGCUGAGAUCAGAAAGAAGCGAGAUCACACCCAUUUUGACCCUCCUUCCGCUGGCCACCAUUGACGUCUCUGUCUCUAGUAUUGUCAUCCAGAUGUUAAAGCAGAUGUGUGCGAGUUGAACCUGCCAGUGACAUUAUAUAUCUUUUCUUUUUCAGACAGAUUUAUUCUGUCUGGAGUGUUCUAUGUGCUAAUUUUCAACUAGAAUUAAACAAUAUCCAUGAAA
This is a messenger RNA of Liolophura sinensis, 505 nucleotides long. RefSeq lists its product as uncharacterized. The transcript is spliced from 4 exons. Bases 98 to 346 code for a protein of 82 amino acids. The record is from RefSeq and is a predicted model, not a curated record. NCBI's taxonomy places the organism in Eukaryota, Metazoa, Mollusca, Polyplacophora, Chitonida, Chitonidae.